AUGGAGGAGACGGGGAGAUUGGCUGAUAACGGGAGACUGUGGCGAACACAGUAUGGAGAUUUUCGUACACUGACAGCGAUGGACCGCGAAUCCAGUCCCGUACAAUUGGUACGUACGAUUGGUCUGGCUGCUCUGCGUGUCAUAAAUGGAUUCACUAACAGUCCGCAUGAGGACCGUGGAGAGUGGCAGGUGAUGAUGACGAAGAUGGAAUAG
Echinostoma caproni is the source of this 213-nucleotide messenger RNA. NCBI's taxonomy places the organism in Eukaryota, Metazoa, Platyhelminthes, Trematoda, Plagiorchiida, Echinostomatidae. The record is from the annotation of a GenBank genome assembly.